AUGGCACCAAAUACUGUAUAUCUUACCACAGGCGCAAAUCGGGGAAUCGGUUUUGGAAUCGUCUCCAUAUCACUUCAACACGCCAACACUACAGUGGUAGUGACAGUCCGCAAUGAAACGACCGAUGUUGCCCCUUUCAAAGCACUUUCAAAAGCCGACAACAGUGACUUAAUCAUCACUUACCUCUCGAUUUCCACCACUUCCACGAGAGAGAUUGAAACUUCUCAUAGAGCAUUUGCUGGAUAUUUGAAGGCUAGGGAUAUUGAAAUGAUCGACGUCCUCGUCGCAAAUGCUGGGAUUGAUACACCGCUUUCAUCUAUCGCAAAUGACUUUUGUGCCAAUACACUUGGGCCGAUUGCCCUCUAUCAAACCGGCCUUCCCUUUCUCAGAGCUUCCACUAUCGCAAAGUUUGUGAUUAUUGGGAGCAUCUUGGGAAGUAUUGGGGCUGUGAUGCCCAGAGCGUCAACACUUUCGUGUGGAGCUAGCAAAGACGCAGUGCACUAUUCUGCCAAAAGGAUACAUGAUGAGGAGGAGAUGAUAGUUUUGACUAUUCACCCCGGGGGGUCCUCAAAAUUGAACUAUUAUAGUAUUGGUGUUCCUGCGCCACCGAUGACCGUGGAACAGAGUGCAGAAGGGGUUCUCACAAAGGUAAGAUGUCUGAGUUUUAGGGGGACUUGCUCACCAACGAUGAAAACUUUGAAAGAGAUCGAUACAGCAACCAAGGAGAUGACUUCAGGAGCCUUUGCGGGCUUCGGUGGAGCGGAAGUGCCUUGGUAG
Molecule: messenger RNA, 777 nt
Organism: Botrytis byssoidea
Lineage: Eukaryota; Fungi; Ascomycota; Leotiomycetes; Helotiales; Sclerotiniaceae
Exons: 4
Coding region: 1-777 (258 amino acids)
Source: RefSeq, a predicted model, not a curated record